This is a messenger RNA of Leishmania braziliensis MHOM/BR/75/M2904, 222 nucleotides long. RefSeq lists its product as hypothetical. The transcript has a single exon. The coding region runs from base 1 to 222 and encodes 73 amino acids. Gene Ontology annotation, molecular function: proton-transporting ATP synthase activity, rotational mechanism. Lineage: Eukaryota; Euglenozoa; Kinetoplastea; Trypanosomatida; Trypanosomatidae. Gene Ontology annotation, biological process: proton motive force-driven ATP synthesis. The record is from RefSeq and is a predicted model, not a curated record.
AUGUUCCGCCGCUCCCUUAUGGCCCUUAACUGGCGUGAUCACGGCAUCAGCUACGUCAAGUACCUUAAUGUUGCGACCGAGGCACUCCACAUGGCCACCAAGGAUAAGGUGCGCGCCAGGUAUUCGCGCUACUCUUCUCCCAACUACAUUUCGGUGAAGAAUGACGGCACUGGCGUAAUGGAGGAGGUAAAGAAGGUGCCCAUCUUCACUAAGGACUACUAA